AUGGCCACAUUCUUACGGGAUGAAAAGGUUCUGGCUGCGGAUGACCACAGCGGAAUUCCAGCUGCUAUACCCAAAAGCUCCAGGGCUAAAUCAAUCAGAGUCUGCUUCUUUAUACCGAAGAAGAUUGAUCCGGAAACUUCGCCGUGCCAACAAAUUCCAACGGACUAUCAAAUCCUAAAGGUCCGGCGCGCACAUGAAGAAUGGAACUGGACUUAUUUCUUCAUUCACAAUAUCUACAACCGGCCGGGUAGUGCUACGUUGGACGUGCUUUGGGAGUAG
Molecule: messenger RNA, 279 nt
Organism: Penicillium cosmopolitanum
Lineage: Eukaryota; Fungi; Ascomycota; Eurotiomycetes; Eurotiales; Aspergillaceae
Exons: 2
Coding region: 1-279 (92 amino acids)
Source: RefSeq, a predicted model, not a curated record